UAUUUUUGUAUUUUCUGUUAAAGUUUGUUGCGAUUUUUUAUUAACUUAAUUUUUACAUGACCCCCACUUACUAGUAACCAAAUUAGGCAUAAAGCCGUGGUAUGCUUCAACAUAAAACGCCGAAAAAGAAGCGAACAAGUGUAGAUAGUUUUUAUAAAGCAAGCUUAAAAUAUAAUUUGUUAUUGGGCUUAAGAAAAAUACUAAGUGGAUUCCGAACGGAAAAAUAACAUCUCAAUUCUGUGGGAGUGUAUGCAUUCGGUGAAAAUUGUAAGACAAGUUAAAAUAAAAGGAAAUACGAUAGCGCAGUAAAAAAAAUCUAUAACAGUAGUAACAUAACUAGUGAAGUAUUAUGACGUAGGACACUGAAAAUUAAUUGCAAACGUACCUUUAUCUAUAAGCGUUGUGAAACAAAAGACUGUAAAUACUUCAUCAAAGAAAGAGUUGAAUCACAAAGCGGCACGCCAUCACGUAUAGCAAAAUACGCUGGACAGGAGGACUCUUCAACCGCGGCAGCACCUUAACUACUUGCAUAUAUUUUGCCUACAUUUGCAUAUAUCUACAUGUGCAUACUUAUGAACAAAGCGGCCGUCGUAUACAUUUCCAAAAUUUAAGUAGAUUUCGCCACAACCAAUACAGCCGACUGACUGUUUGAACAUGUCCAAUCAAUCGGAAGUCGAUUACGAUAAACAAUUUCAGGAUGACUUGGCCAAAGCCACCGCUUUGAGUUUGGAGCAACAAGCGCUCGACGAUUAUCGUCGUGCUAAGAAGUAUGGCACUGCCGCACAUUAUUACAGCGAACGCGCAGAAACCCAAUCGCCUUCCUUUCAACCUACACAUUCCGUGCCGCAGCGACAGCAAUCUACCGAAUCGGCGAAGGCUUUCUACGCGCAAUUGCGCACGCGUUACCAGCAGUCGCGUGGCAAUUCAAAUGACAUUGGCACAUCAGCGGCGCCGCCAAUACCGCCCAGUCGUCGUCACUCGGAGGCCAAUAAUAAUGUGUCAUUGAAUGUGGCCGCUGUAACGGCGGUAUCACGAGAACGCUCCAAAACGCCACCAGCAACACUGCUCGAAAGUGAUCUCAUUUCAUUCUCCAGCCCCACCUCCAAAGAGGCGCAAUCCAAUACAUUUGAGAAAUUAAUUGAAGAUUUACAGAAGUUGCAAACAACGACGCCACAAACUGCUUUGGUGCCAUUCGGUCCCGUUGCAGCAGCGCCCAUUACACCAAUGCACGCUGCAGCGGGCUACCGGCAUGCUGGCACGCCUACACACAGCGCCGCACUUUUGCACCACUACACCGCGUCAGCAGGUGGGGCGGCUCCGGGUGCUGUUGCUGUUGGUGGCGCUGGUGCUGGCAACAGCAUGCAAUUGGUGCCUUUUACACCCACGCCGGCGCAGCAGAAAGUGCCGCUCACCAGCGAAGAGUUGCAGAAACUCUACAAUAUGCCGUUACAGCAGCAGCUGCAGCAAAAGCAGUAUUAUCAACAACAACAACAACAGCAGCAACAACAAUAUAUGGCAGCCAUUAUGCCGGCCGGUGUGGCAUAUGCACCAGCGCGUGCUGGUUAUGUGCCCACAGUGGGCGGUUUUGCUGCGCCAACGCAUGCCGCCAACUAUACGCAGAGCGCGCCAGCUACCGCCACCGCAGCAGCUGCUUCUACGCCACCGCAAUUUCCGCCAACGGUUUCACACUAUGGUUUUCAAUAUGGCGCGUUGCCCGGCAGCUCUACGCCCUACUACGGCGCACCACAUAUAACAGCUGCUGCAGCCGGCAAUGUCGCAGCCGCAGCGGCGUCUAUGCCGCUCAGCAAGUCGCAGUCAGCUGCGGCCGCAAUUUUAUCCAACGGCAGCGGUAGUGGUGCCGCUGGUUUACGCCGACAGACGCCGCCUGCGCGCAAACCGCCACGCACCGGCAGCGAUUUGAUUGACCUGAGUCAGGAGGAUGAUUCGCGCGUCAGCGUGCUGGAGGCGUUCGAUCCCUUGCUCAAUGCGGACGAAGAAGGUUGCGACGAUGACUCGGAUUGUACUUCCUACUAUGCGGAAUACGAUCCAUUUGAUUAUCUCUACAGUGGCGGCGGUACACAGUACUCGGAUCCCGUCUACGAGGCGGUCAAUAAGUUGGAAAAGAGCGCCGUAAGCCCAAAUGUCUCCUCCAUUGGUUGGCGCUCGGACUAUCUCAAUCGCGAUGAAGUGUUUAACAAUUUUUCACGUUCCCCCGCCACCUCCAGCCCUACACCUUCGCAAUCUAACGAUGCAACGCUAAGCGGUUCGCGUUCGCCACCACCGCCGUUGCCACCACGCAAUAGUGGCUCACGUUCACCACCAUUUCUGCCUGGUCUCUAUCCUACGCUCAAGCGCGACAAUAGCUUCGGCAGUAGCAGCAGUAUAGGUGUUAGCAAUGCAACUGCUGUUGCGCCGUCCACUUCUCACGCCACUGCCAACUCCUACGAGCGUCCGGGUGGCACGCUGGAUCGUCGAAAAACCACCAGCACGCGCUUAUACGAGGUGGUCACCGAACGUCGUACCGUUGAUCCGGAACUCUUGGAAUUCUAUUACAUGGUCAAGGAGUUGCGUAUGCGUUACUUGUAUAAUGAUAAGCAGACCAAUCCGGGUCACAUAAUUGCAUCGGAAUUCAAUUAUCAUUACCCCUUGGAGACGAGCAUUAAGAUUUUAGUGCAUCCCGCUUUGAAGGCUAUGCUGCCGGGCGCUGACUUGACGCGCACACAUGGCCAGGUGAAGGGCUAUGGCGUGCCCGUAGUGUUCACAUGUGAUAUUAAUACGGCUGUGGAAUUGGUCAUUGAUCAGGCGUUUUGCUCAUUGGAGGGCCAAAUAAGUGGCACGCCCAGUGAUUAUGUGGUGAAGCCGAUUGGUGUAUCGGAAUGGCUCUCGCCAACCUCGAAGCUUAGUCAAUUGGAAUGCGUGCAUAAUAGCUUGAAACUGGAACAGGAUGUACAGUUGGGUCUGUGCGUUAAGUCCGAUGAGAACAUGCAGGUCAUAGCGCGUACGCAACGUGAUGAUUUACGCGACGCUGAGUUACGUGCCGAUGAUAUUGUGCCCAAUGAAAUGGCAACCACGAUCAAUUACGAUGAUAUGAUGAUAUUGAUAGAAACCCUGGAAACCGAAAUAGAUAAGCUGGAGAGCGCCGACCCGAACUCGCGCCAAAUACUCUCCUGCUCGGGCGUUGUGCAGGCCGUCAAAGCCAUAUGCGCGCUGCUCGGCUCCAUUGACACACUCGAAAUCUCGGCUUGCAUUGCCGAUCUCAAACGCAUUUGCGAAGAGGGACAAGUGAAGUACGCCUCGCACUCCAGCGAUACAAAUCCGGAGAUUGUUAGCGAACGCGGCGAUUACGCGGAGGUGCGUUUAGUGCCGCGCCCCAUGCUGGAUCAAAUUAAAUUGAAAUGCAAUCAGCUGCGUGAUGCCGUGCAAGAGCUGAUUGAACUCUAUUCCAAUGUGUUUCGCGUGGGCUUCUCGGUGAAGUCGCUGGAUUACUCGACAACACCCAUGCCUAUUUCGUGCGUACUCAAACCGAUUGUGGUCAGCGUAAAUUGUUUGCAUCGUCCGCCGCCCGUUUGGCGUUACGACGACUACUCGUUGGGUGUACAAAUCAACUAUGGUACACGCUUUAUCUCCGAUCCCAUUGUCACAAAGUGUUCGAACGAUAUGAGCGGUGGUCUAUUUCCACGUCUCAACUUCUCCUCAUGGCUUACAUUUGAUAAGAAUGCGAUCUGUACGCUGCCCCGUGAGUCGCGUCUGAUAUUUGUGCUUUACGGCACACAAACGGCGGAGAAUGAACAAAACACUGAUGCAAAUGGUGAACGUCGACAAGUGCCCACGGAAUUAGGUUGGUGCGCCAUACAAUUGUUCGAUCAUAAGCGUGAAAUGAUUUGCGGCUCCUACUUGCUGUCGAUGUGGCCGCCCACCACCGAUAAGUUCCUGGGUCCGGCGCCGGCGCGUGGCUGCCAUCCACAACCGGAUCUAUGUCCGGUACUGAGCAUAGAAAUACCUCCUUAUGGUGGACGCAUAAUGUUCCCGGAACCCUUGCAGCAGCCGCAACCGGCGCCGCGUUGCGAUUUCAAUUCGUUAGAUGCGAACUUGCAACAAGAGCUGUUAGAUACUGCCGAACAGGGCUAUUCGGGCGCUAAGGAUAAGCGUGAGGUGUUCUGGGAGAAACGUUUGUAUUUGCAAAGUUUUCCCUACGCACUGCCGAAAGUUUUGCAUGCCGCGCAUAGUUGGGACUAUGCUAGUCUUAUGGAUCUGCACUCGCUGUUGCAUUUGUGGGCGCCGCUUUCACCCUUACAAGCGCUCGAAUUGUUGCUGCCGCGAUAUCCAGAUGCGAAGGUUCGUCAGAAGGCGGUGGAGUGGAUAUCACAGUUGCCCAACGAUCAGUUGGUGGAUUAUCUGCCACAAUUGUUGCAAGCGCUCAAGCAUGACACAUACGAGGCAUCCGAUAUGGCCAACUUCUUGCUCUGCAAGUGCUUGGAAUCACCGCGCAUUGCACAUCAUAUGUAUUGGUUACUAGUUCACAGUUUGCCGGGUGAUGAUCCGCAGAACUCAAUUGAUGCUUCGUCUGUAGCGAAUGAAUUCGACGACUCGCUGAUAACGCAAGCGCGCUACUACCGACGGAACAAGAUGAUGCUGCGCGCGCUGCUGGCGGUGUGCGGUGAGCGACUGUUGGCGCGUUUUCUCAGUCAGAAUAUAAUGUGCAAGAGUCUGGCAAGCCUUGCUGAUUCCGUGAAACAGGCUAAGGAAUCGCUACGCCAGAAAACUCUUUGUUUCGGUAUGGAAAGCGUGCAUCAGCAGCUGAAUGACAAACCCACAUCAUUGCCACUGGGUCCCGAAUUGGAAGUGACCGGUGUAAAUGUACGUAGUUGCAGUUAUUUCAACUCCAAUACGCUGCCAUUGAAAAUUUCCUACAUCAACUCUGAUGGUGAAGUAUUGCCGGCUAUUUUCAAGUCCGGUGAUGAUCUACAGCAGGAUAUGCUUACCAUACAACUCAUACGUGUGAUGAACAAAAUGUGGUUGGCCGAGGGUUUGGAUUUGAAAAUGGUCACUUUUAAUUGUGUACCAACAGGCUUUAAGAAGGGCAUGAUUGAGCUGGUCUCGGAUGCGGAAACCUUACGUAAAAUACAAGUCGAAUAUGGCUUAACAGGUUCGUUCAAGGAUCGUCCGAUUGCUGAAUGGUUGGCCAAACAGAAUCCUAGUCAGUUGGAGUAUCAACGUGCGGUGAAGAAUUUCACAGUUUCUUGCGCCGGCUAUAGCGUUGCCACUUAUAUACUCGGCAUCUGUGAUCGUCACAAUGACAAUAUUAUGUUAAAGACCUCGGGUCAUCUGUUUCAUAUAGAUUUCGGCAAGUUUCUGGGCGAUGCACAAAUGUUCGGCAAUUUCAAAAGAGACCGCACACCGUUCGUACUCACCUCAGACAUGGCAUAUGUGAUCAAUGGCGGCGACAAACCCUCCACGGACUUUCAUUAUUUCGUCGAUUUGUGUUGUCGUGCCUUCAAUAUCAUACGCAAACACGGUGAUCUCAUCCUACACAUGCUUGCUCUGAUGGCCACUGCCGGUAUACCGGGUGUGACAGCGGAUGCCGUGACUUAUGUGCGUGGCGCUCUACUGCCCGAGCAGUCGAAUCCCGAGGCGGCGGCUUCUUUUGCCAAAAUGAUACAAUUCUCGCUGAAGAGCUGGUUCACACAAUUCAAUUUCUUCUUGCACAAUUUGGCGCAAAUGCGCUUCAGCAAUGACGAGGGCAGCGGUGAGCUGCUCUCCUUCGUGCCGCGCAAAUACACCAUGCAACAAGAUGGGCGUCUGAGGAGCGUUAUGGUUGUGCGCUGUCAAAAACAUUAUGAUAUGGAAAAGUAUUACACGUAUAUUUUACGUGUGACGCGUCACGGUCAAACCGAUCCGACGCAUUUGUUCCGUUCAUAUAAGGAAUUCACGGAGUUUCAUCAGAAAUUAUGCCUGCACUUUCCGCUGGCUAAAUUGCACAGUUUACCAAGUGGCAUGCAUGUCGGUCGCUCAAAUGUGAAGACAGUCGCAGAGCGUCGCCUCCCACAAAUACAACGUUUUCUCAUCUCACUCUUCAAUUCAGCGGAUGAGAUUGCGCAUUCGGAUUUGGUGUAUACAUUCUUCCAUCCCUUGUUGCGCGAUCAGCAGGAGGCUAAGUUGACGGUGUCUAAAGUUAGAGAAGUCAAGCAGCAAACGCGUGAGAACCCCUAUGAAGUUGGUCAGAUAAAAUUAUCAUUACAAUAUCGCCGUGGUGUCUUAACAGUGAUGAUUCAUCACGCCAAAGGCCUGCCAAUGCUGCAAGGUGGUCAAGAGCCCAAUACCUAUGUCAAGUGCUAUCUCAAACCAGAUGCAACCAAAGUGACGAAACGUAAAACGAAAGUGGUGCGGAAGACCUGUGUGCCCAGUUUUAUGGAAACGCUCGAGUAUCGCAUGCCCUUGGAGCACAUACAAAACCGCUUUCUGCACGUGACCGUCUGGUCACAUGACACACUACAGGAGAACGAACUGCUGGGCGGCUUUCAAAUUGAUCUAUGUAAAUACGAUCUGCGUAAGGAACUGAUCGAUUGGUUUCGACUCGGUCCGAUGACCAGAAAUUGAGGCACACAAAGUAUACACAAUGUCAAAUGAAAGUAAAAGUGUUACUAUAACUGUACAUUCAACGCACGGCAACUAUGUAGUUCGCCGCCCCAGCAGAAAUAUGCAAAGAGUUUUGUGAAAACUAAUUGCAAGGCAACUGUAUUUCUUCCGCACACGCAUACAUACAUAUAAGCACUACUCUACAGGGAUGCACAUUAGGGAUAGAGUAAAAGUUACGCAUAUUCAUAUGCGAACUUAUUGAAAUAAAUACAAACAUAUACACAUACGUAGUAUAAAUACGAAGCAGCUUGGCAGCCAGUAAGCAGUAAUCAGUAAUCAGUAAUCGGGUUCUAAAAGAAACGACAUUACAUAAAAGCGUACAUACAUACAUAUACAUAAAUAUAUUUUUAUAAAUAACUUUACUUAAAUGCGUUGACUGCUCGACGAUUUUCUCUCUGCGCUACAGCACUUAUGAAAUGAACAUUCCAAACUAAGCAUAUGGUAAUGAGAAAGAAAUAAAAACACAAAAAAAAA
Messenger RNA from Bactrocera tryoni, 7110 nucleotides. RefSeq names its product phosphatidylinositol 4-phosphate 3-kinase C2 domain-containing subunit beta (gene Pi3K68D). The transcript has 18 exons. Gene Ontology annotation, cellular component: plasma membrane; cytoplasm; phosphatidylinositol 3-kinase complex. The record is from RefSeq and is a predicted model, not a curated record. Gene Ontology annotation, molecular function: 1-phosphatidylinositol-3-kinase activity; phosphatidylinositol binding; 1-phosphatidylinositol-4-phosphate 3-kinase activity. NCBI's taxonomy places the organism in Eukaryota, Metazoa, Arthropoda, Insecta, Diptera, Tephritidae. Gene Ontology annotation, biological process: phosphatidylinositol-mediated signaling; phosphatidylinositol-3-phosphate biosynthetic process; cell migration. The coding region runs from base 655 to 6597 and encodes 1980 amino acids.